Mollisia scopiformis is the source of this 942-nucleotide messenger RNA. RefSeq lists its product as uncharacterized. The record is from RefSeq and is a predicted model, not a curated record. Bases 1 to 942 code for a protein of 313 amino acids. The transcript has 2 exons. Lineage: Eukaryota; Fungi; Ascomycota; Leotiomycetes; Helotiales; Mollisiaceae.
AUGAGGAUCACAUACCGCGAGGCGAUCGCAAUCGCGCAGGUCAUCUUCUUUGUCCCUGCACUUGUCGGGGGCAUCUUCUUAGCCAUACGACUUGGAUUCUCCAAAAGCUCAGGUUGGGUUCUUCUGAUCACCUUCUCUCUCCUCCGUUUGAUCGGUGCAGUUCGGGAGAUUAUCGGUACUCAACACCCUUCAAAGUCCGUCAUUACGGGAGCUAUCGUCUGUAUUUCCAUUGGUAUCUCGCCAUUGACUCUCAUUUGUCUUGGAUUACUGGCAAGAGUGUACGUUGCCCCUUCUCUGAUGCAUGGCCUUAUUCUUCCACGCCUGAUUUUUCAGCUCAUCAGCACGGUUUCUUUAGCCGCUCUCAUCUUGGGUAUCUAUGGUGGGAUUCAACUUGCAGAUCAAACGGGAGCUACGAAUUACACUCAUCUCAACUCCUACAGCAAGGCAGCCGUUAUCAUAUUUACCGUUAUUUUCGUUGUUGUGUGCCUCAUGUUCCUGGUCUUGGCCACGAAAGUGUCACACGUACCUGAUGGAGAGAAGAGACUCCUCGUCGCGGUUACAUUAUCGUUACCUUUCCUUGUCAUACGAUAUACAUACGCACUUCUGGCCGACUUCGCACAAGACACUCGCUUCAAUUCUUUCUUCGGCAACGCAACAUACUAUCUUUGCAUGGCUGUUUUGACAGAAUUUGUGGUCAUUUUUAUCUGCGAGAUUGCAGGGUUCACUCUGCGCGUAAUUCCCAAAGAAGAACGAAACCUUGAAGCGGUGGAGAUGAUACGUGGUCAUGUCCCCGUCGACUCGAAUGACUUGUCUAGGAGUGAUGCCCUGCUAGAAGAUGGUGGGCAACGAACAAGAAAGCCACAGAGAAAAUUCAAGGGGCCACUCUCCUGGUUGUUCUUCCAAGCUAAAGAUGCUAUUGCUGCACAUAGGGACGCGAAGUAG